This is a messenger RNA of Rotaria socialis, 1197 nucleotides long. Lineage: Eukaryota; Metazoa; Rotifera; Eurotatoria; Philodinida; Philodinidae. The record is from the annotation of a GenBank genome assembly.
AUGAAAUUAAUUUUAACAUCAUUUAAAAAGACCAAUUCUGUAAAUCCAUUGUCCGAUGAUGACCAUCGGAUUCAUGAAGGUUUAUCAUACCAAGCAACUAUACCACAUUUCCUUAAUGCAACAUCAUUAUCCACUGAUCACGGUGCAAUUCUCUAUUGGCAACCAACAGAUUCAAUUAGUGAUAAGGAUCUUAGUGAUUACAUUGAUUAUGCUCAUGGAAAAUAUCGUAUGAAUGAAGAACAAGCAUUAGCAAUCCUACAAAUAUGUGAAUAUAAUAUUUCCAAUAGUAAAUUACUCAUGGAACAAUACCGACCGGACAUGGGUCGAUGGACUAGUGAAGAAAAAUUUUUAUUCGAACAAGCCUAUCAAUAUUAUGGAAAAGUAUUUUCAGAUUUUAGAAAAAUAUUACCGAAGAAAAGUAUUGCUGAACUUGUUGAUUAUUAUUAUUCUUGGAAAAAAACACGUUUAUAUAAUAGCUUAAUGGAUAAACAUGAAAAACAAUGUAAAUUCAUGCCUUAUGACAUCGAAGAUGAUCAGAUAACAAAUACAAGAGAUUUCAAUAAUCGUUCGGAAUCGACAAGCGAUGACGGUACGAUUGAGGACCAAGAAUGUUCUAAUUGCGAAAUAACUUCUACACCAAUGUACUCAACUCCCAAAGGUAUUCUUUGUAAUGAAUGUUUUAUUUAUUGGCAAAAAUCUAGUUUAAUGCGUCCUGAAUUAUAUCGAAAUAAAUCUUCAUUGAAAAAACUCAAGCAACCACCGAAAAAUAUGUGCCUUGAUUUGAAUAGUGUAAAAUCCAACGAAUCCAUUGAUCCUAUUGAAAAAUUAGAAGAUGAUAUUCGUCACGAACUAUCCGUCAUACAAUUACAUAAUCAAUCUAUUGAAUAUCUAACAAAUCAAUCCAGAGAGGAACUCGAAACGAUGCAUACUCCAUUUCUCGAGCCGAAUCGGAAUUUAAACGAUGCAAUAACGUCAACAUGGUCAACAGAAGAAAUUCUUUUAGCCAUUCAAGCAUUUGGAAAAUACGAGAAAGAUUUUCAUAGUGUAUCACGUAUUAUUGGUCCAACAAAAAGUAUUCAUGAUAUUGAAAAUUUUUUUGUUGAAUAUCGUGAACGAUACCAACUUGAUAUGGUAAUAGAUAUGAAUUCAAAACCGAUCGCCAAUAUGCAAGAUGAUACUGUUUUAAUUAGCAGAUAG